Molecule: messenger RNA, 288 nt
Organism: Funneliformis mosseae
Lineage: Eukaryota; Fungi; Glomeromycota; Glomeromycetes; Glomerales; Glomeraceae
Source: the annotation of a GenBank genome assembly
AUGACUGGAGGGCAUGUUGUUGGACUAAGGAUGACCACUUCCGAUCGGCGAACUCGUGAAUAUUUCACGCAUUACCUACAGGAGAUAGAUGAAACAGCACGACCCGCCAGAAUAGAAAAAUUUAAAUUUCUCAGAGUCUUGCUGGAAAAAUUCAAAUCGGUGGAUGAUGUACGUAAUAUCAUCACGUUAGAACAAGUUGAUGUUAAGUUCAACCAUGUUGCACAAAUCGAGUUGGAGAGCUCAAAAGGGCUGGGCGUGUUUAUGGGAUAUGUUAGACUUAUCUAUUGA